UGCAGCUCUGUUGAUUACAAGAAACAACAAACAUUUGUUUUGUUUACGAAAAGCAAAGUCUGUGUGAAAUUAGUCAUGUCUAUGAUACCUUUCUUUCCAUCGUUGAGACCACAAAUUGCUAAUCGCAUUUGGUUUGAAAUUAAUACUCCACCUAGCGAAGAUGAUGUUUUGCGUUAUGAGCGGGAUCAUGAUAAUUGGAAGGAAUCUAUAAAAAAUGCGGCAAGCGAUAUUCCGCCUCUAGGUAAAGUUUUAACCAGACCUGGACCAGAAACUGAUGACGAAGAUGCUAACGAUGAUAGCGAUGAUUCAGAUACUCACGAUGAUGAUGAUGAUACAAAUGACAGAGCUAUUCCUGGUCAGCCAGAGCAUUCUGCACUUUAUUCGCCUGGUGAUGAUGCUAACCCAAUUAAUGAAGACGUGCCAACAACAGUCGACACUUUAUAAAUCGUUAUUUCCUUCGUGGCUGUUUAGUUUUUGUAAGACAAAAUAAUAGCAUAAUUUUGCAAAUCGGAAUUAUAUUGUAUCGACCACUCAAAAUUUAAUAGAACUUAGCACUUUGUGUAAAAUCUAUUAUAGCCUUAGGCAUUACUUACCUGCCAGCCAGUUUAUAAGUUUCUUAAAAGUUCGGUGUUAUAUACCGUCCAAAUAAUUAAACAUAAAAACGAAGACAUUUGCAAAUUUUGUAUGCCGGAAUUAUUAUUUUCAUCAAUGUAUUUCU
Messenger RNA from Bactrocera latifrons, 718 nucleotides. RefSeq names its product anaphase-promoting complex subunit 15B. Gene Ontology annotation, cellular component: anaphase-promoting complex. The record is from RefSeq and is a predicted model, not a curated record. Gene Ontology annotation, biological process: regulation of mitotic cell cycle spindle assembly checkpoint. Bases 76 to 444 code for a protein of 122 amino acids. Lineage: Eukaryota; Metazoa; Arthropoda; Insecta; Diptera; Tephritidae. The transcript is spliced from 3 exons.